Messenger RNA from Acanthamoeba castellanii str. Neff, 2784 nucleotides. RefSeq lists its product as uncharacterized. The coding region runs from base 1 to 2784 and encodes 927 amino acids. The transcript is spliced from 14 exons. The record is from RefSeq and is a predicted model, not a curated record. Lineage: Eukaryota; Discosea; Longamoebia; Acanthamoebidae.
AUGGGAAUAGCGCGGGUUGCGGUGCCGACAGACCAGCUGGUGCUGUGGUUAGUCGUGGUGUUGUGGGCUCCACAGCUCCUCGUGAGUAUCGAGGGUUCGCUUCUGGCGUCGAGCCGGGUGGAACGGUGCGUGCAGGACGGCGCCACGGACGUGCCCACCAUCUCCUGCGACCGCCGCAUGAUCGUCACCCUCACCGUCGACUCUGGCCAGAACAAUACGGAGCAGCUGGAGUUGGUGCUGGACUCGACGCAGGACGAAGACGGGGUCUUACGCACGCUGGAGCAUCCCGUGCAGAUACAGUGGGCCAAGACCAUCCCGCGGCUCCUCUACCCCAUCACCUACGUUGGCCGCACGAACAAUAAGCCCUACGAGACGAUCACCUACAAGGACGACAUCCUGUUCCUGUUCGACGAGUGCAACGACUCGCCGUCGAGCUCGAGCCCCACUUGCGGGUGGUUCUAUAACGCAGACGGCACGGUGGUCCGGGACAGUCAGGGGUUCUGCUGUUCGUGUGACCUGAGCGAGGUGCUGUGGCUGUCCAACGAGCAAACGCGAGCGGGACUCACGUGUUCGCUGUUCGCCUUUGGCGUCGACGGCAGCUCCGCGCACUGCCUCCGCUUCGACCAACUCUGGUACGACGUCUUCUCCAUCGGUGCGGCUCAGGUGAGCUUCGAGGUGGUGCUGAGCGUGAAGAAGUACCAGACGAUGACCGACAUGUACGGGAACACGACCGGCGGCUACGUGACCGAGACCCUGCGCCUGUCGCCCUCGCAGACCACCGGUACCGCUGCCGGCGGCGAUAUCUUCGCCAAGCUGCAGGGCGACUUUGCGCCGUGGAGCGAUAAUCCGGUCCUCAGCGAAAAAUAUCUCUUCGUACCAUCCUCGCCAUCCACGCACCCGCGAGUCGUAGCCGGAACGGACUACUGGAUGUUGCUUGACCGCUCGAGCGCGGAUUUCUCGGGCCUCACCUGCAACAAGAUCGGUGUGAGCUUCUCGGCGUUCCGCUACCAGGGCGGUGCCUGCGGGAACUGGCUCCAGGCCUGUCUCGGCAACCAGCUCGACCACUACCACCGAGAGGACCUCGCAAGGUGGGAGCAGGGACAGCUGGGCCGCUACUUUGUGCGGUUCUGGGGCGAUUUCGUCGGCAACCAGGCCGUGGUCCAAACCAACGACCAGCGCUACCUCAGCUUUGCGCUCGACCAGAUCAGGGCCACCGUCACUACCCUCACCCUCAACGCCGACGACAUCAUCUACACCAUCAACCGGAGCCCCGGUCGUAUUGUGGUGGCCAAUAUCACCGGCUUUGAGGGCCUGGCAACACAGGGAGAGCUCGACGUGGUUGUGAUGAACAACGGCACCAUCCAGGCGGACUACACGAUCACCGUGACGGAGUGCGGCGAUCGAAUCCAGGCCGUGCAGGCCAAGAUGCGCUCCAUCUCGGCCUAUCAAUCGGCCAACCUCACCUUCGCACUCUACAUGUCGUUGUAUGAUUCGCUCGGGGUGAUCGUGGACUCGGUGUGGGUGAACGUGACGGUGUUCGCCACCAAUAUCACCUGCCUGGGAGGUCAGUGCAGCGACGGAAGCGGAGGAGGAAAGCCGGCCGACGGCGGCUACAAAUACGCAAUCACCAGCUGUAGCGCGUGCAACAGCAUUUUCGACAUCGCGUGCUACGUGGAUAAUUCGUGCAUGGACAAGAUCAUCGUGUUCGUCGUGAUCGUGAUCAGCCUGCUCUGCUGCUGCUCGUGCUGCUGCGUCUGCCUCAAAUCUAAACGCGGCCGAUCAGCCUGCAUGGGCUGCUUGAAGGGCAUGUGUUGCCUGGCGUGUCUCCCCGUGAAGGCCUCCACCUCCGCGGCCGACAAAACACGUGCCGCCCGGAAGCGGAGGAAAGCCAAGCUCAAGAAAAAGAAAAAGAAAAUGGACAAAAAAAUGGCGAAGGCGCAAAAGAAGAUGGCCAAGAAGGAGAACGAUCUGAAGAAGGCCAAGUACCAGAAGAAGCUCGAAAAGAUGGACCGUCGGCGCACCACCCUCACCGAAGCCCUCCACGCCCGCGCCUACGAACUCGACCUCGAGCGCUCCGACAGCAGCCGAAGCAGCAGCAGCAGCGGGAGCGACGAUGAUCGCCGCCCGCGCCCGGCGGCCAACCGCGGCCACGGCGCGGCGCGUCGACGUGAUGUCGGCCGAGCCCAGGGACGCCGGCGGAGCAGAAGCGCGCAUCCGGAUGUCAGGACCCAGGCCUACGAUCGCCGCCCGCGCUCGAUGAGCGUCGACCGAGCGACGAUGCCGACUCGACGAGACGACAAAAGAACGAAAGCGAAGACGAAAACGAAGAAGGGAAAGAGGUAUUCAGAGAACACGUGGAAUUGGGGCGAGAUGAUGCGGAACGGGCUGCGGUCGCUGCACAGCAGGAACGACAGCGUGCGGAUGAAGGACUCGGAGCUGGUCAAGAUGGCCAAGCGGUCGGCCACGGCCUACUUCAACAUCGAGUCUUCGUCUUCUUCAGCAUCGGGACUCCUGUCACCAGGGCCGCGGUUCAGUGUGCGGGGCCGUCUCAUUCUUCUCGAGGAGGGCGUGGACGUGUGGCUGAACUUUUCGCUCGAGCGGCAGCACCAGUUCCAGUCGCGCUACAUGGACGAGGGGGAUGAAGACGAUGACGAUGGCUAUUCCUACCUCGAGUUGGAGCGGCCUGUGGAGAUGCCGCGCGCCUACCACCAGACCCUCAUCACCCUGGCCAACGCGCGUCGAUUCAUCACCGCCGAGCCCGUCUUCCCCUGCAUCAACGAAUGA